This is a messenger RNA of Rhizoctonia solani, 642 nucleotides long. Its product is annotated as RNA recognition motif protein. Gene Ontology annotation, cellular component: nuclear cap binding complex. The coding region runs from base 1 to 642 and encodes 213 amino acids. The record is from RefSeq and is a predicted model, not a curated record. Gene Ontology annotation, molecular function: RNA cap binding. The transcript has 7 exons. Gene Ontology annotation, biological process: mRNA cis splicing, via spliceosome. Lineage: Eukaryota; Fungi; Basidiomycota; Agaricomycetes; Cantharellales; Ceratobasidiaceae.
AUGGCGCAGGUAGUUAACCCAUUGGAUCAGGCCUCAACUUACAGGGAUUCCCAGUCACGGCUCGACGCGCAAAAGACACAGGAACUGUUGGAUCGAAGCUCAACACUUUAUGUCGGGAAUCUUUCGUUCUACACCACCGAAGAACAAAUAUACGACCUCUUUCAAAAAUGCGCUUCUCCGGAGGACGGAGGAGGAGUGAAGCGAAUCAUCAUGGGAUUGGACCGGAAUACACGAACACCCUGUGGAUUCUGUUUCGUUGAAUACUAUACGCAUGCGGAAGCCACGGCUGCGGUACGUUAUAUAUCUGGGACCAAGCUGGACGAGAGAAUUGUCCGAUGCGAUUUGGACUUGGGAUACCGGGAAGGAAGGCAGUACGGUAGAGGGAAGAGCGGUGGUCAGGUCCGAGAUGAAUUGCGUCAGGAUUAUGACGCCGGGCGUGGCGGAUGGGGUGCCCAAGCACAACGAGAGCGCCGCGAAGUGGUGUACGAACACCAGACCAGUACUGCUGGUGGAGGCGGUGAAUGGAAGCACGCAAACGACAAUCCUUACAAACGUCAGCGCGAGGAUGAUGAUGAAAUGGAACCAAAUCCUCAGCGCAUGCGAGAGAACGAUGAUGUGGAUACGAGAUCCGGGGAAUCAUAG